Molecule: messenger RNA, 807 nt
Organism: Cordyceps fumosorosea ARSEF 2679
Lineage: Eukaryota; Fungi; Ascomycota; Sordariomycetes; Hypocreales; Cordycipitaceae
Product: Acyl-CoA N-acyltransferase
Exons: 1
Coding region: 1-807 (268 amino acids)
Molecular function (GO): acyltransferase activity, transferring groups other than amino-acyl groups
Source: RefSeq, a predicted model, not a curated record
AUGGCCGCCAAGCUCAAUAUCACGAUUGCGCCGCUCAACUACGCCGACAUUGAUGCCUGCGCCACCAUCUCGCGCGAUUCAUUUGCUAUAGACCCACAUACUAUUGUCAAGCAGCUUGGCCGCGAUGGAUACGACAUGUACGGCAUGGCUCGCCGGGGCUACCUCGCCAACCUCGAGCGCAGGAACAUGGUUUUUGUCAAGGCCGUCGACGUCGACACAGGCGCUGUUGUCGGCUACGGAGGCUGGGUCUUCCCGCACGUCAAGAAGGAGCUAGUUCCCUGGAUCGGCCCGUCAGACGAAAAGUCAAAGGAGGAAGUAGAAGAGCAAAAGCAGACCGACGACAAGGCAGCGCACAGAUCAGAGGAACCCAAGCGGGAGCCGGACGCCAUCGACAGGUUGCACGCCAUGGAGGACGAGGACAUGCAGUACUUCCAGCACAAGCUCAUCCCGGCCGGCGAGCCGUGCAUGAUCGUCAUGGGCCUCGUCGUCGCACCGGCUCACCAGUCGCGCGGCGUCGGCAGCGCCCUCCUGCGGCACGGAAAUGCCAUCGCGGACCGGCUUGGGGUGCCCGUCUGGGUUCAUUCUUCCCAUCAGGCGGUGGAGGCCUACGGCAAGGGAGGUUUCGAGCCCGUACGCACGCUGGAUGUCGACCUGGACGAGUACGCGCCGCGACCGCCCAGGGAUGACGAGCCCGUCAUGGGCGACAAGGGCAGCGGCAAAUGGGGACACUACGUAAUCCAGUACAUGAAGCGAGAGUCUAGAAAGAGGCCAGUAGGAGAGAAAGCGGUACCCGAAAGGGGAGCCUAG